Malania oleifera is the source of this 6914-nucleotide messenger RNA. RefSeq names its product nuclear-pore anchor. Gene Ontology annotation, molecular function: structural constituent of nuclear pore. NCBI's taxonomy places the organism in Eukaryota, Viridiplantae, Streptophyta, Magnoliopsida, Santalales, Ximeniaceae. Gene Ontology annotation, biological process: protein import into nucleus; mRNA export from nucleus. The transcript is spliced from 48 exons. Bases 341 to 6535 code for a protein of 2064 amino acids. Gene Ontology annotation, cellular component: nuclear pore. The record is from RefSeq and is a predicted model, not a curated record.
GAAUUUGCCUAAUCAGAUUUAACUUUCCAAUUUUUGUUUUAAAAAAUAAUUUUCAUAAGCAAAGCCAUAUGAAGGCACAAAUAGUUCACAAUCCAUAAAGAAGAAUAGUCAUCAAGAACUCGUUCUCUCCAAGUGCCUUUCAAAAUUUUAAUGGGCCAAACCCUUGGCGUGCCACGCCUCGUAUUCUUCCUCCGUUGUUUUCCCAUUCCAUUUCUUCUCCCUUUCUGUCUCUCCUUCUCCCGCUCUUCGUUUCUUCUGCGCUUUUUCAUUUCUUCAUCGUUCUCCUCUGUCCUUUCUUUUCCAGUUGAAUCCUCAUUUGGGCGUCGUCUCGAAAGGAGAGAUGCCGCUCUUCCUCACCGACGUGGAGUACGAGCGGUGCUCCGGAAACGCCGCUUUGGUCGCGGAGAAGGCCGAUUCCUUCAUCAGGGAUCUUCACAAGCAGCUAGACACCGUCAAGGCCCAGGCCGACGCCGCCGCCAUCACCGCCGAGCAAACUUGCUCCUUACUCGAGCAGAAGUACCUCUCUCUCUCUUCCGACUUCGCCAACCUCCAAUCCCAGAAUGCCCAGCUCAACUCCACACUCGAGCAACGCCUUUCCGAUCUCGCCCAAGUCCAGGCGGAAAAGCAUCAACUCCACCUUCAAUCUAUUGGCAAAGAUGGAGAGAUUGAGCGGUUGUCCACUGAAACUUCUGAGCUUCAUAAAUCGAAGAGGCAAUUGAUGGAGUUGGUGGAGCAGAAGGAUUUAGAGAUUAGUGAGAAAAAUGCUACUAUUAAGAGCUAUCUGGACAAGAUUGUAAACUUAACUGACAAUGCUGCCUUAAGGGAGGCUCGUUUGAAUGAUGUUGAAGCAGAGUUGGCACGAACUCGCGGUUCCUGUACACGUUAUUUGCAGGAAAAGGAACUUAUUGAGAGGCAUAAUGUUUGGCUUAAUGAUGAGCUUACAUCAAAAGUUGAGAGUCUCAUUGCGCUGCGUAAAACACAUGCUGAACUUGAGGCAGAGAUGUCUGUGAAGCUUGCAGAUACUGAGAGGCAAUUCAAUGAAUGUUCGAAUUCUUUAAAGUGGAAUAAAGAAAAAGUGAGGGAGUUAGAAAUUAAAUUAUCUUCUUUGCAACAGGAGUUUUGUUCUUCUAAAGAGGCUGCAGCAGCUAGUGAAGAGCAAUUUUCUGCAGAAAUCUCAACAGUAAACAAGCUUGUUGAACUGUAUAAGGAAAGUUCUGAGGAAUGGUCCAAAAAGGCUACAGAGCUUGAGGGUGUGAUUAAUGCCUUAGAAAUGCAUUUGAGUCAAGUUGAGAAUAGUUAUAAAGAAAAGCUUGAGAAAGAGGCAUUUGCAAAAAAGGAAUUUGAAAAGGAGGUUGCAGAGUUGAAAGAAAAAUUGGGGAAGUGUGAAUCUGAAAUGGAGAAUAGUCAGAAAGCAAAUGAGCUGAAUCUUGCUGCCAUCAGCCCUCACAGCUCAGAAAUAUGGAUGAGCUCAUUUAAAACUAAUGAGAUAACUGAAGAUAAUCGUAUGCUCGUUCCCAAUAUUCCUGUUGGUGUUUCUGGAACAGCAUUAGCAGCUUCACUUCUGCGGGAUGGUUGGAGUUUGGCUAAGAUGUAUAGCAAGUACCAAGAGGCAGUUGAUGCCCUUCAACAUGAACAAUUGGGAAGGAAACAAGCUCAGGCAAUAUUGGAACGGGUUUUAUUUGAAAUAGAGGAAAAAGCUGCAAUCAUCUUGGAUGAACGAGCUGAACAUGAGAGGAUGUUAGAGGCAUACUCAGCUAUCAACCAAAAAUUGCAGCAUUCAGUUUCUGAACAGUCUAAACUGGAGAAAACUAUCCAAGAAUUAAAGGCGGAGUUGAGGAGGCAUGAACGUGACUACUCCUUGGCUCAGAAAGAAAUUGUUGACCUUCAGAAGCAGGUGACAGUUUUACUGAAGGAAUGCCGAGAUAUUCAAGUUCGUUGUGGAUCUGCAGGUUAUGAUUAUGCUGAUGAUCAGGCAAUGAUUCCUGCUGUUGAAAUGAAUGAUGAGUCUCAUGCGGAAAAAAUUAUUUCAGCACAGCUAUUGACCUUCAAAGAUAUAAGUGGAUUAGUGGAGCAGAAUGUCCAGCUUCGAAGUCUUGUGCGCAGCCUAUCUGACCAGAUUGAGAAUAGCGAGUUGGAAUUAAAGCAAAAUUUUGAAAUGGAGAUAAAGAAACAGGCUGAUGAAGCUGCCUCUAAAGUUGCUGCUGUGUUAGAAAGAUCUCAAGAGCAAGGGGGCAUGAUUGAAUCACUUCAUAGUUCUGUUGAGAUGUACAGGAGGCUAUAUGAAGAACAUAAACUUCAAACAUCUUAUCUCCAUUCUGCAGAAGCAGCUCCUGAAGGAAGGAAAGACCUCAUGCUUCUUGAAAGUUCUCAGGAAGCUAGAAAGAAGGCUGAAGAGCAGGCUGCUGAACAUUUGAGAACUAUUGAAGAUGAUUUGGCAAAGUCUAGGAGUGAAAUUAUAUCAUUACGAUUGGAGCGGGACAAGUUGGCUAUGGAAGCAAAUUUUGCGCGGGAGAGACUUGAUAGCUUAAUCAAGGAAUCUGAGCAUCAGAGAGGUGAAACCAAUGGAAUUUUGGCAAGAAAUGUUGAAUUCUCACAGUUGGUAGUUGAUUACCAACGAAAGCUGCGUGAAAAUUCUGAAUGUGUGCAUGCUGCUGAAGAAGUUUCUCGAAAAUUAACAAUGGAGGUAUCCGUUCUGAAGCACAAGAAUGAAAUGUUGUCGAGCUCCGAAAGUAGGGCUUUGGAUGAAGUUCGUGUUUUGUCUGAGAGAGUCCAUCGCCUACAGGCUAGCUUGGACACUAUUCAGACUGCUGAGGAAGCUCGUGAGGAGGCCAGAAGGGUGGAGAGGAGAAAACAAGAGGAGUAUACCAAGAAAGUUGAGAGGGAAUGGGCUGAGGCUAAAAAUGAGCUUCAACAAGAACGUGAUAAUGUUCGAUCCCUUACUCUUGACCGGGAGCAUACUAUCAAAAAUGCCAUGAGACAGGUUGAAGAGAUUGGAAAAGAAUUAUCGAAUGCCUUGCGUGAUGCUGCCGCAGCUGAGGCCCGGGCUGCUGUUGCAGAGGCUCGAUAUAUUGAUCUUGAGAAAAAGAUUAAAUCUGCAGAGGCUAAGGCUGUUGGAAUAGAUAGUGAAUCUGGGCCUUCAUCUUCCACGGUUAAUGAGGUUUACCAAGACUUGCAUGUUGCAAGGGAAGAGAUGGAAAAAUUGAAGCUGGAAGCACUAGCUAAUAAGGAUCACAUGCUACAGUAUAAAAACAUUGCACAAGUCAAUGAAGAUGCACUGAAGCAAAUGGAAUGUGCUCAUGAAAGCUUCAAGACUGAGGCUGACAAACUAAAGAAGUCUCUUGAAAGUGAAAUAUUAUCUCUCAGAGAGAGGUUAUCUGAACUUGAAGAUGAGUCUAGUCUGAAAUCCAAGGAAGCUGCCUCGGCUGUUUCAGGAAGGGAGGAGGCACUAAAUGCUGCUUUGGCAGAAGCUGCUGCUUUAAAGGAAGAAGACGCUGUUAAAACAUCUCAAAUCAUUGCAAUGGAAGUUCAAAUUUCUGUUCUAAAAGAAGAUUUGGAGCAGGAGCAUCAACGGUGGCGCACUGCUCAAGCCAAUUAUGAAAGACAGGUUAUCCUGCAGUCGGAAACAAUUCAGGAGUUAACAAAAACAUCGCAGGCUUUGGCUUUACUGCAGUUGGAAGCAUCUGAGUUGCACAAAUUGUCAGAUGCACUCAAAAGUGAAAAUAGUGAAUUAAAAGCUAGGUGGGAAAGUGAGAAGUCAGUGCUAGACAAAUUGAAAAAUGAAGCUGAGAUGAAGUACAAUGAAAUUAAUGAACAGAAUAAAAUAUUGCACAGCCGGCUUGAAGCGUUGCACAUUAAAUUGGCUGAGAAAGAACGCAAUGCUGCUGGAAUAUCAUCUGAAAGCACGGAUUCUGACUCACUGGGUGAUUCUGGGUUACAAAAUGUUGUUAGUUAUCUCCGGCGGUCAAAGGAAAUUACAGAAACAGAGAUAUCUUUGUUGAAAAAGGAAAAGUUGCGAUUGCAGUCACAGCUUGAGAAUGCUCUUAAGGCAGCUGAGACAGCCCAGGCAUCACUUCAUUCUGAGCGUGCAAAUUCAAAGGCGUCUUUAUUCACGGAGGAAGAGAUCAAAUCCUUACAAAUUCAGGUUAGUGAAAUGAACCUGCUUCGAGAAAGCAACAUGCAACUCAGAGAAGAAAAUAAGCAUAAUUUUGAGGAAUGCCAGAAAUUACGGAAAGUAGCCCACCAGUCUAGGAUUGACAUUGAGAAUCUGGAGGCGUUGCUAAAGGAAAGACAGGUUGAGUUGGAAUCUUAUAAAAAAGAUAUUGAACUGCAUAGGUUAGAGAAAGAUCAGUUGGAAAAGCGGGUUGGUGAGUUGCUUGAAAGGUGCAAAAAUAUUGAAGUUGAAGAUUUUGAUCGCAUGAAAAUUGAUGUUCAGAUUAUGCAGGAAAGUCAGCGAGAGAAGGAUGCUGAGAUCGAGGAAAUUAAAAAACUUGUUUCUGAGAAGCAGGUUAUAAUGGCAGAUUUGGAACGUGACCUUGCAAACAGCAGAUUGGAACUGACUGCGAGGGAGAACCGGAUAAAUGAUAGUUUGCAAGCUGAGGCUAAUUUGAAAUCAGAUGUAGAGAAGCAAAAGAAGAUGGUGACUAAUUUCAAGAAAAAGUUGGGGGCUUUGUUGAAGGAGAAAGAGGCACUGAGCAAAGAGAAUCUAAGUCUCUCCAAACAAUUAGAAGACUCCAAACAAGGAAAAAGGUCCAUAGAGGAUGCUGCUGGUGAACAGGCCAUGAAGGACAAAGAGAAGGAGAAAGAAGCCAGGAUUCAGAUUCUGGAGAAAACUGUGGAGAGGCAGAGGGAGGAGUUGAGGAAGGAGAAAAAUGACCAUCAGAAGGAAAAAGUGAAGCGUCUAAAGACUGAGAAUACCAUUGCGGAUCUUUAUAAGAAUAUAACUCAGGAGAAAGCAAAGAUGUAUGAUGAUUUUGAGAAGCAUAAGCAGGUUGUAAAGAGGAUCUCAGAUGAACUUGACAAGCAUAAGCAUGCUAAAGGCAACAUUCCAGAGGGUAUUUCAGCAGUUCAAAUCCUGUCCAAGACCACCUUGGACGAUCUUCCUGCUGGCUAUGCCUCAGCUGUUGAGAAUUUUGAAAAGGUGGCACAUUCGAUUUUCAGUAGCCUUCCUGCAGAAACUUCUGUUGUUGACACUGCUGCUUCAGGGCCUGCAGUUCCUGCUCAUGCGGUAAGUACAUCCUCAAUAAGUGCUGCCGCAAGUGACUCACCGUUGAAGCCAACAGAAGAAAAAGAAAAGAAAACCACUCUUCCGAAACCUGUUGUUGAAACUCGUAAAACAGGAAGAAAGUUGGUUCGGCCUCGUCUUGUGAUACUCGAAGAACCUCAGAGCGAUAUAGAGAUGUCAGAUAUGGAUGCAUCAAACAAUGCAGCGAAGCUUGCUGUACAUGAUGCAGAAGCUCAAGGCAACAUGACUCUAUUGAACCAACCACCUAUUCGGAAGCGACAAGCUUCCACUUCUGCUUCUGAUUUGCAAGAAGAGACACUUGCUCAGGGGAAAAUUAGCACUGAUCUGACAGAACCUGUGUCGAAGAAAUCUAGGAGCUCAGAUUCACCACCAGAGAGUGCUGAAGGGCAAUUUGCUGCCCAUUUGGAAACUCCUGGAACUCCUACUGUUGAAGAAACAGUAGAUGCUGCAGCUGAUUUACCUCAAGGUUCCAAUGAGGAAGCUGUUGAUGCUGAAAAGGAUGAGGUUGAAGCUACUCAAGGGCAAUCUGAGGAGCCAAAAGAACCACUACAGCUAGAUACCAAUGAUGAAGUUGAUUUGCAAAAUGAUAUGAAUGUGUUUGAAGAUCUUUUGGAUAAGCCAGGUGAAGAAGUGCCAUUUGAUGACGGAUCAAAGUGUCCUGCUGGACAAGACAUCCAGCAAUCAGCGGAAAUUGGUGCUGAGAGGGAAGAAGGAGAGCUGGUCCCAGAUAUUGCGGAUCUUGAGGGUGGGGAUAGUAGCCUAAUGGAAAGCGCAGACAAUGUGGGAGGUCAGGUUGAGCAUGAGCCAGUUCCUGCUUCACCGGGUGAGGCUGAUGAUGCAAUUUCUGCUGGUGCAGCUGCGGAAAUUGGUGAGAUUGCUUCUCCCAAUGUUUUAAAUGAAGAGAAGAAUCGUGGAAGUGAUGUAGUGGAAGAGAUUGCUGAAGAUUCUGACAAGUCAAAUGAUGGUAAUGACCAAGUUACUGUGGAAACUGAACCGGUGCCUGAACCUGUUUCUAGUAGUCGUGGUGGUACUUCAGCAAGUACUGUCACCGAAGUUGGUGGCUCAAAACAAGCUUCUCCCAGCAUCACUCCGGAGGUAGAUGAGGAAAAACAGGUGUUACCUGCUAGUGUCAGCUCAAAUACCAUAAACAUACAAGAAAGAGCUAGGGAGCGGGCUAUGUUAAGACAGCAUGGAGUUAUUUCUUUGACUAGAGGCCGUGGAAGGGUAGCUCGUAGUCGAGGGGCGCGUGGUGGCCGUGGUGGACGUGGACAUGCUUCUGGUGGUCAAGGUUGAGCUUUGAAAGCUGUACAUGAGUGUCAUGUUGUUGUACUCUUAUUUUAUCCUCUUAUUACCUCUCUUUACGUGGAAGUUCAAGAUGUCUCUCCUACUUCAGGUGAUUGAUUCUUGGACAAACGGAAAAACGUUGUAGUUUUACAAUAGGAUGUAGUCACCAGAGAAUAAGAUUUUUUUCACAAGCCAUCUCGUCAUUGGACUGCAAGUAAUUGUUGAUGAAUUGAGAGCUAGUUUUGUGGCAUUUGAAAAUGUUUACAUAGGGUUUCGAAACUUGGGAGUUCGGAUCUAGAUUUGUUUAGAUAUGAACAAUUAUAUCAAUUUUUGUCCAAAUUCACACAAAUUUGACUUGAAAUUCAUGCUUAAAAGCACGACUUUACUA